Messenger RNA from Aspergillus tubingensis, 351 nucleotides. Its product is annotated as putative small nuclear ribonucleoprotein SmD3. The transcript is spliced from 4 exons. The record is from RefSeq and is a predicted model, not a curated record. The coding region runs from base 1 to 351 and encodes 116 amino acids. Gene Ontology annotation, cellular component: precatalytic spliceosome; U5 snRNP; catalytic step 2 spliceosome. Lineage: Eukaryota; Fungi; Ascomycota; Eurotiomycetes; Eurotiales; Aspergillaceae. Gene Ontology annotation, molecular function: RNA binding. Gene Ontology annotation, biological process: RNA processing; spliceosomal snRNP assembly.
AUGGGCAAGUUGACCAGCACGAUCGGUAUCCCGAUCAAGCUUCUUAAUGAGGCGCAGGGCCACGUCGUCACACUUGAGAUCACGUCCGGGGUUGUCUACCGUGGAAAACUCCUAGAGGCUGAGGACAACAUGAACGUCCAACUGAAGGAUAUCACGGUCACCGCGCGCGACGGCCGCGUGUCACAUCUUGAUCAGGUGUACAUUCGGGGAAGCCAUGUGAAGUUUUUCAUUGUGCCGGAUAUGCUUAGGAACGCUCCCAUGUUCCGCUCACGAGGCCAGCGCGGUCGCGGUGUCGGUCUUGCUCGUGGUAAGGCCACGGUGCAGAGGGCGAGAGGACAGAGACGGGGUUAA